Pseudogymnoascus verrucosus is the source of this 1211-nucleotide messenger RNA. RefSeq lists its product as uncharacterized. Bases 171 to 1016 code for a protein of 281 amino acids. NCBI's taxonomy places the organism in Eukaryota, Fungi, Ascomycota, Leotiomycetes, Thelebolales, Thelebolaceae. The record is from RefSeq and is a predicted model, not a curated record. The transcript has a single exon.
GUACAAUCUAUAUAAAGCGACGUAUUCGUCGCUAUUUAUUUUAUAGAGAUCAAGCCUUCAACUACCUCACGGAACGAUCAACUUGCUUCGAAGUGAACAUUACCCAACGGACACUUUAAGGCAAUCCACUCACAAGCACGGAGGUGAUUGACAACAACCCAACAGCCACAAUGAAACCGACUCAGAUCAUCCCUGCGAUAACAUUCUCGACGCUCGUAGCGUCCGUCUCCGCACGAGCGGUUUUUAACGCCAACUACGAAGACGGCAGCGUGAGCUCCGGAUACCCGACGACAGGCUCCUACCGAGUCGACGUUCCUGGCAUCGAACCAGGCUCCGCCACGGCUAAGGACGCUUUCUACGUAGUGGCCGGUGGCGCCCACGACACUGCUUUUGCCAUCGCGAACAAGGUGGUUUUAGAUGACCUGACGUAUGUCGGCAACGGUUUCCCUCGUAGUGAAUUCGGAAUCGGUGGCUUCCCAGGGGCCAUCUAUAAGGACGGCGACCACGGCAAAUACAGCUUCAGCAUGCUGUUCAAGGAUCUCGUGCCUUCCGUGAAGGGAACACGCGAUGCGCCUGCAGAGGACGUGGUUUGGCAGUUCAAACAUCACGGCGGCGGACACGAUCUUCAUCUCGCGCUUAUAGGUAAGAAUCUCGCGCUGGGCUGGGGCGGGAAUGUCUAUAAGCAAGUGGUCAUCAACGAUGUCAUGCCGUAUGUAAACCAAUGGAUGGAUUUUCGCUUCGACGUACUGUGGAAGAGCGACAAAACAGGCCAGUUCACUUUCGACAUGAAAUUGCCCGGAGAAUGCAGGUUUGGGCAUACCGUCACUAAGAAGAAUCUUCAAACUUAUGUGACCGCGAGUCCCGAUGGCACGCCGUGGACAGGCAACGGCUCGAUCCAGUAUGGCGUGUAUCGCCAUUCGGCCAAUUCUACAGCUGGCGACGCGAAGACGCUCAUCGUCUACCACGAUGAAAUCACGGCGAUUAACUUCAACAACAAGCCGGACCCUUUCAACUAGGGCAUGCAUGGCUGGAAGGGAUCAAGGUGCUCUCGAACGAAAGCUUGCACUUCGCUCACUACGGCCAGCUAAAGAUUUACCUAGGUGAAGUGUGAAGUGGCAGCGAUUCGAGAUUCUUCAGGCCACAGCUUAGAGCACCGCGCCCUUGGAAGCUGGCGACUCGGUUACAUGGAAGGACUGGCGAAUGUAUGGCAG